AAACUUUUUGACCCUAUAAAAAUUGUCAGGUGGGCAAUCCAGUUAUUACACAGUACUCCGUCUUCACCAACCAAUCAUCACCUUUGUAUUUCCCAGACUAUGGCGGACGGCAAAUCGUCAAGUGAAACAGCCGGAAAACCAAUUCGAUGCAAAGCUGCAAUUUCUCGCGAAGCAGGCGAGCCUUUAGUGAUAGAGGAAAUCAUGGUGGCUCCUCCGAGUCCGUACGAAGUUCGAAUUCGAAUCAUCUGCACAUCUCUCUGUUACAGCGACAUCACGUUCUGGAAACUAAAGGUGCCUCCUGCUUGUUUCCCCAGAAUCCUAGGCCACGAAGCGGUCGGUGUGGUGGAGAGUGUGGGUGAGCAUGUAGACGAGGUAGCAGCAGGGGAUAUCGUCAUUCCAACUUUCUUAUCAGAAUGUGGAGAAUGUGAUGAUUGUUGUUCCAAACAGAGCAAUUUAUGUUCAAAAUUCCCAUUCAAGGUCCAUCCAUGGAUGCCUAGACAUGAGUCUAGCAGAUUCACUGACCUUAAGGGACAGACUUUAUAUCAUUUCCUAUUCAUUUCGAGUUUCUCCGAGUACACAGUGGUCGAUGUCUGCCAUGUAGUCAAGAUUGAUCCUUCAAUCCCUCCAAAUAGGGCAUGCCUCUUUGGCUGUUGUGUAGCUACAGGGGUUGGUGCUGCUUGCAAAUCGGCAAAUGUUGAGGCCGGAUCAACUGUUGUCAUCUUCGGGCUGGGAUCGAUCGGACUAGCGGUUGCAAAGGGAGCAAAAUUAUGUGGUGCAAAUAGAAUUAUAGGAGUGGAUGUGAACCCAGAUAAAUUUGAAGUUGCAAAAAAAUUUGGAGUCACCGAGUUUAUCAAUUCAAAAGAAUGCGGGGACAAAUCUCUAAGCCAGGUAGUCAUGGAGAUGACUGGAGGAGGUGCAGAUUACUGCUUUGAAUGUGUUGGGAUAGCAUCCUUGGUACAAGAAGCCUUUGCAAGCUGUCGGAAGGGUUGGGGAAAGACUAUUGUUUUAGGAGUGGACAAGCCAGGUGCACAGUUAAACUUGAGCUCUUAUGAAGUUCUUCAUUCUGGGAAAAUCCUCACUGGUUCCUUGUAUGGAGGAGUCAAACCCAAAUCUGAUCUCCCACUUCUGCUAAAACGUUACACUGACAAGGAAUUAGUGGUGGAUGAAUUUGUGACACAUGAGGUGAGGUUUGAAGACAUCAACAAAGCCUUUGAAUUACUUCUGGAAGGAAAGUGCAUCCGAUGCGUGAUAUGGAUGGAUAAAUGAGUCAUUUACACAUAAAUACAUGCUUUCAAUCAUAAUAACAGGGCUUUUACUUGCGUGCAUGUCCCCGUCUAUAAUGCCAUCAAGUAUCUGGGUUUGACAUUUCAAAUGUAUCUGAGUUUGCAACAUUAUCUAUAUAUUUUAAUUUUCAAUAAAUUAAAUUCAGAUGUUAUCUUUA
This is a messenger RNA of Hibiscus syriacus, 1441 nucleotides long. Its product is annotated as alcohol dehydrogenase-like 7. Gene Ontology annotation, molecular function: S-(hydroxymethyl)glutathione dehydrogenase [NAD(P)+] activity; zinc ion binding. The transcript has 10 exons. Bases 100 to 1266 code for a protein of 388 amino acids. Gene Ontology annotation, biological process: formaldehyde catabolic process. The record is from RefSeq and is a predicted model, not a curated record. Gene Ontology annotation, cellular component: cytosol. Lineage: Eukaryota; Viridiplantae; Streptophyta; Magnoliopsida; Malvales; Malvaceae.